AUGUUGUUCAGUGCUUUGACGCAAUGUAUUUUGUUUAAAGCGCUAUAUAAAUAAAGGUGACUAGACUUGACUUGACCACUGGGAGGCAAAUCUCAUUGAUCACUGUGAAUGGUAUGUUCUUGAAGUCCCACUUUUUGUGUCUGUGAAACAUCCUUAGUCUAAUGUGUUUUUAUUUUGACAGGACGAUAUGAGGUGUCUUUACCUCGAAAGGUCUGUCCAAAGUGCAAGACUGAAUGGACUCCAGGGGUUAAAGACCUUAUGCAAUACAAUUAUUGGCCAAGCACCACAAACUGCCAAACAUUGUAUGCAUUUGAUGUGUUUGAGGCUUUCUCUAACAUGAAGCUGUCAGCUCCCUCGCUUUCAAGACUUGCUUUUUUUAAAGCUGUUGGAGCACCAGUCUGUUCAAGGAGGAAGGAUAGGGAAAAUCGGUGUGGAUACAUUUCAAAAGAGCUAUUUUGAAUAUUGCCUAUGCAAACAUUCAGAGGACAUGAUGUCAGAAGUUGACUCUUUUUGCUGUCCAGCCUGUCAACCUGACAUGUUGGCAGUGUGUUGCGAUGGCAACCGAAAACAUUACCGCUUCCGAAAAUCAAGAGGAACUGAGCUUGUUUAUAGCCAAAGAUGACAAAGUUCUGAGCUUUCUGGAGAAAAACAGAGGAAGCAGCGGGGCAAGAACACGUGGUAUUGUGUGCCCUGAAUCACUACCAUGGAGAAAUCUUUGCAUAUCCAGUUCAAAAGGACAUGGCAGAGAGAGCAAAUGUUACCUUCUUCGCAAUGGAUGUUAUCUGCAAGUAGGCUACUGGCCCUACCUAAGCAAGGUGGCUGAUAAUUUCACCGAUAUGCAGCCGUUGAUGGAAAUGAGACCAUUUCUGAGUGUCGUGCAUGCCAAAGCACACACAGCAAAAUGCGAGGAGACUUCACUGAUACAUGUGAGAGUUAAGCAGAGUGUGGAGGAUAAAGUACAUCAGGAUAUCACAGCACAGCAAUGGGUGUGUGAUGUUCAACAGUGGGCAGUAACAGAGCCAGGGAGCACAACACAACAGGGAGCAACCAAGGAUCUCAGGGCUGAGAUAGAAAGUAUCAUAGUGGCCCUGCUACGCAAGAAACAGGACCUCUAUCGUCAGCAUGAUAGCAACCAGACCAGACAAAGAAAGAGAAGAAAAAUAAGAGUAUUAAAAACAAACUAAGACAAAACAUCCGGCUCUACAAUGCUACUGCAGAGGAUCCGAUUGAUGAGGAAUUGGUGUCCAAUUUGACAGAGAAGUGAGGAUGGUAUGGUAGCCUAUCUUAACAUGUUCUCUAAAAUGUAUGCCUAUAUGCCUAUGGUAUAGCAAUGAAAAACACCAAACUAUGUUUGGGUUUGUAACUUAAUCCU
Molecule: messenger RNA, 1372 nt
Organism: Carassius auratus (goldfish)
Lineage: Eukaryota; Metazoa; Chordata; Actinopteri; Cypriniformes; Cyprinidae
Exons: 8
Coding region: 555-1184 (209 amino acids)
Source: RefSeq, a predicted model, not a curated record